This is a messenger RNA of Ogataea philodendri, 1104 nucleotides long. RefSeq lists its product as uncharacterized. NCBI's taxonomy places the organism in Eukaryota, Fungi, Ascomycota, Pichiomycetes, Pichiales, Pichiaceae. Bases 1 to 1104 code for a protein of 367 amino acids. Gene Ontology annotation, cellular component: VCP-NPL4-UFD1 AAA ATPase complex. Gene Ontology annotation, molecular function: polyubiquitin modification-dependent protein binding. The record is from RefSeq and is a predicted model, not a curated record. The transcript has a single exon.
AUGGUAAGUGUGCCUUUGUCGACUCUAACGCAGUUUUCCGGUUUUGGACUUGGCUUUGGCGAGCCCUCGUUUCCGCUCGUGCAAGGAUUCGACGACUAUUUCCGGUGUUACCCCAUCGCAAUGAUGUCUGAUUUGACCCGCAAAGACGAUGCCAAUUACGGGGGCAAAAUCUUUCUCCCGCAAUCGGCGCUCCACAAGCUCACAAUGCUCAACAUCCGGUACCCGAUGCUGUUCCACAUCAGUUCUGAGGGCUCGGGCAAGUCCACGCAUAGCGGAGUGCUCGAGUUCACCGCUGAGGAAGGCCGGUGCUAUUUGCCACAAUGGAUGCUCGACACUAUUCAGGUGGAGCCCGGCUCGCUUGUGAAUAUCAAAACAGCAGACCUGCCGCAAGGAUCGUUUGUCAAGCUGGAACCGCAAAGUGUGGACUUUCUCGAUAUCAGCGACCCAAAAGCCGUUUUGGAGAACGCUUUACGAAAGUUCACGACACUCACCGUGGACGACAUAAUUGAGGUCAACUACAACGACCAGAUCUACAAGAUCAAGAUCCUGGAGGCCAAGCCAGAAAGUUCCAGCCGCGGGAUCUGUGUGAUUGAGACCGAUCUCGAAACAGACUUUGCUCCGCCAGUUGGCUACGUCGAGCCAGACUACAAGGCAUUACAGGAAGAACAGGCCAAACAGAAGAAAACAAAGGCCUUGUCGCAGCCGUCGCUGAAAGGAACAGGCUCAAUGGCUCAGCAGAUCAAUUAUGGAGAGAUGAUUAGACAGGCUAACAGAGGCCAACAGAAGUUCCAGGGCGAUGGAGUCAAACUGUCGGGCAAAAAAGUGGCUCACGAGCAGGAGCCGGCUAUAAAUACAGCGGACAUCGAUCUGAGCGGCCCGAUCCGCAAGCUCGAGCUGCCGGACGGGUAUUUAUUCUUUGGAUUCCCCGUCAAGGUGUAUAAGGACGAGUUCGAGGAAAAACGGCCUCAGGAAAAUAAGCCGCACUUCGAGGGCCAGGGCCAGUCCCUGCGCAACAGCAAGAAACGGAAGGACAAGAACAAAACGUUCCCUGCCGUCAAGGACAAGGCGCGGUCGCCAGAAACAAUCGUCAUCGACAGCGACUAG